Tremella mesenterica DSM 1558 is the source of this 1137-nucleotide messenger RNA. RefSeq lists its product as uncharacterized. The transcript is spliced from 2 exons. NCBI's taxonomy places the organism in Eukaryota, Fungi, Basidiomycota, Tremellomycetes, Tremellales, Tremellaceae. The coding region runs from base 1 to 1137 and encodes 378 amino acids. The record is from RefSeq and is a predicted model, not a curated record.
AUGUCACCAGAUAAAUCACUUUCAAACAUAUUUGACCCACUUUCUUCCCCUCCACCUCUACCAGCAUCACCCGCACCAGCCUAUACGGCAUUGCCAUAUCGUGACACUGCAUUUCAUGUAGCUCCUCUUCUCAACAACAAGUUGGGUGAAGUAGAGCUGGAGACUUGUGAUGGGAAGAGGUUUUUGGUACAUAAGAAAGUGCUUGAGAGUGAGACUGUCUUUUUCCAUAUUUACUACGGUUUCGUCCCUCUUUGGCGUGUACAAUCUCAACCUCAUAAUCUUGAACCCUAUCAUGUUUCUCAAACCACCGUUACAGCUCCUCCACCAGCUAUCACUUCCUCCCCAUUAAACCUAUUAUGUUUACCUAAAAUCCUUUCUAAUCUUCGUCAUUCCCCUCCUCCUCCUCCUAAUCGUUCUGAAAGUCCUCCUCCAGCAUUCUCUGACCUCCCUCUUCCCCCUCCUCCUCCUCUCCCACCUAAAGACGUGAAUGCACCAACACCAACUACUUCCCCAUACACUUGGGUAGUCCCCGAAACAGCUUCAGUCUUAGAAGCUUUCCUUUCCCUCAUUUAUCCAACGGGAACAUUCGCACCUAAUCAAUUAUCUUCUUUAGAUCUAACAAGUAAAGUCGUACGUGCCGCCAUGGGAUAUCAAUCUUCUAAAGCACUUUCUUCUUCUCGUGAUAAAUUAGGAGAAUUCAUACAAAAUUCUCCUGUUGAAGUAUACGCUUUAGCAUGUUUUUUCAAAUUUACAGAUUUAGCAAAAUUAUCUUCAACAACAGCUAUGAUUGUUCAACCUAAUGAAUGGACACAAGAAUCUAGAGCUUUAAUGGGAAGGUUAGGUGCAGAGAAAUUGUUAAAUUUAAGAGAAGAAAGAUUGAAUGGAUUGAAAAGGAUUUUAGAAAGACAAGUUGAAAAAGAUGAACAUUCUGAUACUUGUGUUAGAAGAGGAAUGAUGGAACAUUUAUGGCAAAAACAUAGAGAAAACGUUAAAGAAGGUUUAAAGGUCGAAAGUGAAUUGUUGGAAUUAUUGACGGUUGAUUUAAGAGGUGGUCAUUGUGGUGAUUGUUUAGUAAGUUUGGGUGAAACUAUUAGGAAAUGUUUAUUGGACGCCAAUUCUUUACCUAAGACUAUUUGA